GUCGAUAAGAUAUUUGGACCAAUGAAGUGUAGAUUAACAGUGCCUCGAGAUGCAACCAAAAUAUCAGCACCGUCCCUUUGUGCCCAUGCAAUUUGUGUUGUGCUUAGUUUCUGACACCAGGCGGAUUACGUUGAAAGCUAUACAUGGAGGUUUCCUGACAAGGGAUCCGAAGCUGGGAACUCAAGCGUAUCCUGAAGGAUUACUUGCGAUCGAAUGACGAAGGAGUUAUCUGAAUCCAACAGGCAGUGCAGGAGUACAACCCUGCCCUUGCUCUCCCUGUUUUAUUUCGAGAUUAUUCAGAGAUAGAAUCAAGAUUUUAGAGGCGGAAGGGCGACGUAAUACUAUUUACGAACAAUCAGCUUUCAACCCAGUUUACAAUGUAAAUUCCAGUCUUACUGCGAAACUCUUGCUUUCAGCCUUCAAGAAUGAACUUCACGAAAACAUGCUGGCAAGUGCGAAAUGCUUGGUUGGGGAGAAAUUGGGGUAUUUGGAAAUACUUGGAAGCAGAGCAAACAGGACAGCCGUGUAGGAUUGGAAGUUGUGAAUUGUUUUCAUUGAGCGUGCAGGCUGAUAGCCGGGACACACACUAGAGAGCAGCAGAGAGAGAGAGCGAGCGAGACUGGUGCUGAGAUAGAGAGAUAAAGAGAGAGAGAGAGCCGGGUCAGCCGUUCAGAGACCCAGUCUGACGAAAGUGUAAGCGGAGGAGAAGGCGAUGGCUGGGUCGGGGGAGAGGAGCAGCCAGCAGCCGCUGGAGGAGUGCCUGGAAGCGGCAGUGCAGGUGGCGCUGGAAGCCGGCCAGAUAAUUAGAGAAGCGUUAAGGAUUGAAAAGCGAGUGCAGACAAAAUCCUCGGCAGCAGACCUUGUAACUGAAACAGACCAGCUCGUUGAAAAUCUAAUCAUCUCGACUCUAAGCAAAAAGUUUCCUUCACACAGAUUUAUUGGUGAAGAAUCAGUUGCAGCUGGUGAAAAGUGCAUUCUGACCGAUGAUCCCACUUGGAUAAUAGACCCCAUCGAUGGAACAUGUAACUUUGUACACGGAGCACCGGUGGUGGCAGUUUCUAUUGGACUUUCUGUCAAAAAAGAGCUUGAACUUGGUGUAAUUUAUAGCUGUGUUGAAGAGAAGUUAUAUACUGGCAGAAAAGGUCAUGGAGCAUUUUGUAAUGGGCAGAAACUUCAGGCAUCUAAUCAGACAGACUUGUCAAAGGCUCUGAUAUUAACUGAACUUGGCUCAAUUCGGGAUCCUGUGGCAGUAAAGAUGCUGUUUAAUAACAUGGAGAGGUUGCUAAAGGUGCCGGCACAUGGGAUCAGGAUAGUAGGAAGCGCAGCUCUUGACUUGUGCCAUGUUGCAGCUGGUGAUGUAGAUGCCUUUUACCAGUUUGGCCUCCAUUGCUGGGAUAUGGCUGCUGCUGCUGUCAUUGUGAGGGAGGCUGGAGGGAUCAUGAUGGAUACAGCAGGAGGACCACUGGACCUCAUGUCUCGGAGGGUGGUAGCAGCUGGCACUCCUGAGAUGGCUUGUCAGAUUGCCAAGGAACUGCAGCCAGUGGCUUACGAGCGGGAUGAUGGCACUGAAGGCACAAGUAACUCACUGUCCAAAUAAAGACAAGUUUCGAGUGUUCACUGGUGGAACUGGAGCAGAAUCACAGUGUUGAAUCUAAAAAAUAACUUACAGUGACAAGCUGCUAUGACCUCCGCACUGCACUUUGUGCUAUGAUUUAUAACAAAAGAAGUAACACCGUGAACUGGUCUAAUAACGUCCCGCUCUCCCUGCAGGAAUCAACAAUGCAUCUUCUAUUGAAUUAUGUUGGUCUAAUUUUCUACUGUUACCAUUUAAUGUUUGGACAGACUGAUGGGGAUAAAUGAUAGUUGUAACCUAACUCACUGGUAGGGCGAGGACUGGAGUGCAUGGAAUUGAGUGGACUGCUGGUUUUACACUGACUUCAAAGGAGAAUGAAAUCAGACGAAGUGUAAAGCUAGGAUUGCACUUACUGCCAUCAGUUCCUUGAUGGACAAGUUAGGCUCCCCCCCACCCCCACGUAGUCUUGUUAAAAUUUGCCAGGCUGUUACUGACAGAGUAACUUAUUGAAGUGUGAUGGGGGGUGUGCAAAAACCUGGAACUAAGACUGUGAUUCUGUAAAAUUUCAGUAAAAGAUUAAUCUCCCAUCCUUUAUUUAAUAUUUCAACAAAUUCAAAAAGAAUUCACUACUAAUGGGAGAAAAUAAAGGUCAGGUCUAAUAUGUGCAUUUUCUUACAGACUGUUCUCUGUUUAAUUGUAGGGCCUUCCAUAUUUCAUAACUCAUGAAAACUGGUUGAAUCAGAUUUUUAAAAAUUCUAUCAUGGUGUUUAAAUAGGGUAAAAUAGGUCUUUAUUGGGAGAGCAAAGUGAAGGAUAAUGAACCCGCAGCCCAUUAUCAAUGGUAAGGGGCAUCUUGGUUUUAUUCUUUCAUGGGAUGUGGGUAUUGCUGGCAAGUCCAGCAUUUGUUGCCCAUCCCUAAUUGCCCUUGAACUGAGUGGCUUGCUUGGCCAUUUCAGAGGGCAUGUAAGAAUCAACCACAUUG
Messenger RNA from Carcharodon carcharias (great white shark), 2554 nucleotides. It is a transcript of the gene impa2, whose product is annotated as inositol monophosphatase 2. Gene Ontology annotation, biological process: phosphatidylinositol phosphate biosynthetic process; inositol metabolic process; signal transduction. Gene Ontology annotation, molecular function: inositol monophosphate 1-phosphatase activity. The record is from RefSeq and is a predicted model, not a curated record. The transcript has 8 exons. Bases 713 to 1597 code for a protein of 294 amino acids. Lineage: Eukaryota; Metazoa; Chordata; Chondrichthyes; Lamniformes; Lamnidae.